Molecule: messenger RNA, 1437 nt
Organism: Stomoxys calcitrans (stable fly)
Lineage: Eukaryota; Metazoa; Arthropoda; Insecta; Diptera; Muscidae
Exons: 1
Coding region: 91-573 (160 amino acids)
Source: RefSeq, a predicted model, not a curated record
CAUCGUCACCAUCAUCACCGCCGACGAUCCAAUCACUAUCACCAUCACAGUUUUCACCAUAAGCUGUCGCAGAAACACAAGCCACAAAAGAUGCAGCAUCAAAAUUCGCAUCAACAACAGAAUCAUAUCUUGCACUGCAUUGCUUCUGCAGUGGCGGCCGCCUCUUCAACGUCCACCAGUGGCUUGGCAGCCGCCGCUGCUCUCAUAUCGUCAUCAACCGCAGCAGCGCUGGCUUCGGCUGCGUCCUCCUCAGUCUCUCUAUCUGCAUCAACGUCGCCGUUAGCUAGCAAUCCAAUUGUAAAUAUUAAUCAUCAGCACCAGUUUUUUAAUUAUCAGCCCUAUCAUACCACUUCGCAAAGAUUUCGUCCUAAUUACAAUAUGCUUUUGAACAGCGUCCACACACCGCUGCACACAACGCAACAUCAAACCGGGACCGCAACAAACAUGACUAACGUUUCCGUAUCCUCUAACAAUAUCACACACAACAAUCAUCAUCACAAUCACCACCAUCAUAACCAUCAGUGUAAGUCAAAACGUAAGUUACAAAAGUUGUAUUAUACUCUGUGCCGUUGAAUCUCUUCACACUUAAGUGUAAUUAAAGCAGCUACAUUUUCUGAGAUGAGGUUUGUUUAUCUUUUUUCGUCAAUUGUAAAAUGUAUAAAUAUGCAUAACAUUACAUAUUUUUUAUAUGUGUACUAACACAUUGUUUGAGUGCAAUAAGAUUUUACGAUAUUUUAUUAUUAUUUUAUACCUCAGUUCUGUUUAACAUAUAAUUAUAAUUUUCGAUCAUUCAUGUAAUAUCUCGACUUCAAUUUACAUACAGUUAUAAUUUCCUAUUAUUUUAAUCACUUCUACACCAGCACGAAUAUGUCUUGAUGAUGCUUAUGAAAACGUGUUAUAUGACUACUAAGUUUAUUAUUGUCCUCAUUGUGGGAGGCAUUGCGUAAUAACCGAGACGCCAAAGUUGAAUUGCUCCUCAACAAGGAUUCAACUUUUGAAACAUACGUACGUUAAAAAUCAUACAAGAACCCUUGCUUAAUUUACGCUUUGUUCCAAAGCAAAGAUACAGAAACCACGGUCAGAAAUUGUAUUGUGUUUUCUGAUACGCAUAGAUCUUAAGAUAAAGCUUAAAUUGACUAAGAACGAGGAUAUACCUAAAAUAACAUACAUAAAAUUAAAAAAAAAACAACAACAACAAAAGUAUUUAUAUAAUAUGUUCGUAGAGAAUAAGUGAUUAUAACAUUAAAAUCCAAAUCAGUGGUAGUGUGUAUGUAUAUGUACAUUAAUAACAGUUAUUUAAUAUACUCCAUUACCUACUGUAUUUAGGUAAACAUACUUGCAAAUAGUAUAUAGAGGAUGUAAUUAUAAAUUUGGCGAAUACAAAUAUCUAAAUGCUUACUUAAAAUAUAACUUUAAAAAAGUACCUUUUUAAAAUUA